Molecule: messenger RNA, 1572 nt
Organism: Diaporthe amygdali
Lineage: Eukaryota; Fungi; Ascomycota; Sordariomycetes; Diaporthales; Diaporthaceae
Product: Protein AFG1
Exons: 3
Coding region: 1-1572 (523 amino acids)
Biological process (GO): protein quality control for misfolded or incompletely synthesized proteins
Cellular component (GO): cytoplasm; mitochondrion
Molecular function (GO): ATP hydrolysis activity; ATP binding
Source: RefSeq, a predicted model, not a curated record
AUGCGCGCGUGCGCCGCCCGCCUGACCCCACGAUGCCCCGUCGCCUCGACCCCUCGGACACAUCUCGGUUUUAGAAGCCACAGGCAACGCGCAACAUCCACAAGGCUGAUACAAACCAGCAGUCGAACUGGAGAGAGAUUCGAGCGCCGGAUACUCCAAAAUUCGGAAGCGCAACCAGCACGCGCCGUUCUUCCGGCGCUGUCUAUUGCUGGACAGAGGAGGCGAGCCUCGGUGGCCACUGCGACGACAGAAAACGGCAUCAUACAGAGCUUACAGCAUCUUCACGAUGAACUUAGGCAUUACCAAGCCCGGCCGGUCGUCCACCCAACUAUCGAGUCGUUGAAGCCCUCAAAAGGGCUGUUCUCCUUUUUCGGGGGAGGCAAGCCAAAAGCUGCGCUGCAGGAAAUACCGCCAGAUCUACCCCGAGGGUUGUACUUGUUUGGCGAUGUAGGAAGUGGCAAGACGAUGUUGAUGGACCUCUUUUACGACACCCUGCCGAGCGCUGUCCGGUCGAAAACGAGGAUACACUACCACAACUUCAUGCAAGACGUGCAUAGGCGGUUACACCGCAUGAAGAUGGAGCAUGGCAAUGACAUGGACGCCGUUCCUUUCGUUGCUGCAGACAUCGCGGAGCAUGGGAAUGUUUUGUGCUUUGACGAGUUCCAGGUCACCGAUGUGGCAGACGCAAUGAUUCUUCGGAGACUUUUGGAGGCGCUCAUGUCACAUGGCGUGGUUCUUGUCACGACUUCCAACAGACAUCCUGACGAGUUGUAUAAGAACGGCAUACAGCGUGAAUCUUUUAUUCCGGCGAUCGACCUCCUCAAGGGCCGAUUGCAUGUCAUAAACCUCGACUCGCCAACAGACUACCGUAAAAUUCCCCGUCCACCAUCCGGGGUAUAUCACACACCGCUCGACGCGCACGCUGCAGACCACGCGGAAAAGUGGUUCCGCUUCCUAGGCGAUCCCGAGGCUACCGAGCCGCACUCCGAGGUCCAGCACGUCUGGGGUCGCGAGAUUUUUGUACCCCGGGUCAGCGGCCGAUGCGCGUGGUUCACGUUUGACGAGCUGAUCAGGAAGCCGAAGUCAGCCGCCGACUUUAUCGAGCUGACGCGCUCCUAUGACGCUUUCGUCGUCACGGAUGUGCCGGGGAUGACCAUCAGGGAGCGAGAUCUGGCGCGUCGUCUCAUCACAUUCAUCGACGCUGUAUAUGAGUCGCACGCAAAGCUUGUUCUCACCACGGAGAAGCCUCUGACGGAAUUGUUCACUUCGAAGGACGAGAUUGCCGAGUCACUCCUGCAGGGGUCCGGCCAGGACGCUGGUGGCCACGAGGUGAGCCAGGUGAUGAAGGACAUCAUGGUAGACCCGGGGAAGCAGGCGGACAAGCUGAAGGGGUCCGCGCUGUUCGCCAACGACGAGGAGGCUUUUGCGUUCUUCCGCGCGUUGUCCCGCUUGACGGAGAUGGGAAGCGUGGAAUGGGUGGAACGAGGAAUGGGUCUUGAGAGCCGAGGCGGCAAGUCUGAACGGGAUGGCUUCAUGAAGGCCCGCUCAAGGCAGAUGGAGGAUUCUAUGUAG